AUGAGGGGCGAGAACGGGACCCAGGUGGGCGCCUUCGUGCUGCUGGGCUUCCCCACGGCCCCUGGGCUGCAGCGCCUGCUCUUCCUGCUCUUCCUGCUCAUCUACCUCCUGGUGCUGCUGGAGAACCUGGCCAUCAUCCUCACGGUCUGGAGGAGCCCCACCCUGCACAGGCCCAUGUACUGCUUUCUGGGCUGCAUGUCGGCCCUGGAGCUCUGGUACGUGUCUGACAUCGUCCCCAAGAUGCUGGGCGGCUUCCUGCUGCAGCGCUGGCGCAUCUCCUUCGCGGGCUGCAUGACGCAGCUCUACUUCUUCAGCGCCCUCAUGUGCACCGAGUGCGUGCUGCUGGCCUCCAUGGCCUACGACCGCUACGUGGCCAUCUGCCACCCCCUGCGCUACCCGGCCAUCAUGACCGCGGGGCUGUGCGCCCGCCUGGUGGCCUUCUCCUUCGCCAGCGGCUUCUCCAUCUCCGUGGUCAAGGUCUACUUCAUCUCCAGCGCCACCUUCUGUGGCUCCAACGUCCUGAACCACUUCUUCUGCGACAUCUCCCCCAUCCUCAGACUGGCCUGCACGGACUUCUCGACGGCCGAGCUGGUGGACUUCGUCCUGGCCUUCGUCAUCCUGGUGUUCCCGCUCGCGGCCACCGCGCUCUCCUACGCGCACAUCGUCCUGGCCGUCCUGCACACGCCCUCGGCCACGGGCCGCCGGCGCGCCUUCUCCACCUGCGCCUCCCACCUCACCGUGGUCACCGUCUUCUAUAUGGCCUUGCUCUUCAUGUACGUCCGGCCCCAGGCCAUCGACUCGCGGAGCUCCAACAAGCUCAUCUCCGCAGUUUACACCGUGCUCACUCCAAUCGUCAACCCCUUGAUCUACUGUCUGAGGAACAAAGAAUUCAAGGAUGCUUUGCGGAAGGCUCUCAGCUUAGGUCAAUCUUCACAGCAGCACAACUCAACGUCCUAA
Phacochoerus africanus (Common warthog) is the source of this 957-nucleotide messenger RNA. RefSeq names its product olfactory receptor 6B2. The transcript has a single exon. Gene Ontology annotation, molecular function: G protein-coupled receptor activity; olfactory receptor activity. Gene Ontology annotation, cellular component: membrane. Gene Ontology annotation, biological process: G protein-coupled receptor signaling pathway. The record is from RefSeq and is a predicted model, not a curated record. NCBI's taxonomy places the organism in Eukaryota, Metazoa, Chordata, Mammalia, Artiodactyla, Suidae. The coding region runs from base 1 to 957 and encodes 318 amino acids.